Messenger RNA from Purpureocillium lilacinum, 363 nucleotides. RefSeq lists its product as uncharacterized. The record is from RefSeq and is a predicted model, not a curated record. Lineage: Eukaryota; Fungi; Ascomycota; Sordariomycetes; Hypocreales; Ophiocordycipitaceae.
AUGUCGUCGUCCCCCAACAAGGUCCUCAGCGACAAGGACGUCAACGCCCCCAUGGCCGACCACUCCAACAACCAGCAGGAGACGUACGCUCAGCAACAGCAGCUGAGCGGCGGCGGUGACGCAAAGGACGUUAAGAGCAUGGAGUAUCACCGCCAGGUCUUCCAGAACAAGAUGACAGAGGACAAGUCUGAUAAAUACGUGUCUCCCUCGGACAACAUCAUGAGCCCCUGCACGGCCAAGAUCAACGCCCUGCGCAACAAGCACGCCGCAAAGGUCAAGCCCAAGUCGCUCUUCGCCCAGGCGAGCGCUAAGAAGCUCGCCGGCGAUAACCCCUUUGGCGCUCGGCCAGUCAAGCCCGAGUAA